Messenger RNA from Ornithorhynchus anatinus (platypus), 1457 nucleotides. RefSeq names its product BH3 interacting domain death agonist (gene BID). Gene Ontology annotation, cellular component: cytoplasm; mitochondrion; cytosol. Lineage: Eukaryota; Metazoa; Chordata; Mammalia; Monotremata; Ornithorhynchidae. The coding region runs from base 480 to 1070 and encodes 196 amino acids. Gene Ontology annotation, biological process: apoptotic mitochondrial changes; positive regulation of release of cytochrome c from mitochondria; positive regulation of extrinsic apoptotic signaling pathway. The transcript has 6 exons. The record is from RefSeq and is a predicted model, not a curated record.
UGGCUCCUUGGCACAGCUGUCAGUGGGUGAGCGGAGGCAGAGAGAUGAGCAGAAACUUACUGUCCGCUUUGGUUAGGGAGGAAGUGAAGGAAAUCAUCUGCUGAAAUGACGCUUUUGGUAUCGGCCACUUUAAUGAUCCAAACCCUUUACUGGGAGCGUGGGUCACACAGAGCGGGCUAGAAUUUGUUUCUUGAAAGCAGCGGCCCUGGCCUCUCCGGGGCCCAUCAUCCUCCGGCAGGUGAGCCGGUGACUGUUUCCCAGCAGCCUCCGGGGCCAGCCGCCCCUCUGACCUGGUGACUUUCUGCCGACCGCCCGUCUGCCGUCGGAGAGGGCGGGACUGAUUCUCGAGCCACUUCUGUCGUCGUCAUCCCCCCCUUCCCCGACCUCCCCGUCCGUCUCACGGGCCGCUUGGGCCUUGGCUCUUCCCCUGUGGCGGUCAGCCGGAGGACAGAGGGGGUAGACCGAGAGGCAGCGCUGCCAUGGAGAAUAAGGUGGGAAUCGGCUCCGCGCCCAACUCGAAAGACGAGGUGUGCACGGGCAUGCUGGUCUACAGCUUCCUCCAGUGCUCCCGGAACUGCACCUUCCGCGAGGAGCUGCGUUCCAUGGGCAGCGACCUGCAGCUGCUGCCCGACGACUUCGACGACGGGGAGCUGCAGACGGACGGAAACCGCAGCGGCCGUUGCCAAGCGCACGGGGUGGAGCAGGAAUCGGGGCACGAGGAGGAAGCCAUCCGCCUCAUCGCCGAGCAGCUGGCCCAGAUCGGGGACGAGCUGGACGGAAACAUCCAGCAGGGCCUGGUCCGCGACGUGGCCCGGCAGUUUAUGAACGCCAACCUGUCCGAGGAGGACAGGAGGAAGUACCUGGCGGCCACCAUGGAGCGCGUGAUGCAGGCGGUGCCCCAGGAGCUGGAGCGGGAGAAAGCCACGCUGCUCUUCGCUCUGCUCUUAGCCAAGCAAGUUGUGAACCACAGCCCGACCCUGCUCCGUAGCGUCUUCCGCACCACGGUGGACUACAUCAACCGGAGCCUCCUCGCCUACACACGCAACCUGGCCAGAAACGAGGUGGCCUGAGGGGCUCCCGCCAGCAGGAGCAGGCGAGAAGAACAGCCGUCCACUCAGGAGCGCGCCCGGGCCUCUGCUGGUUUAGCGGGAGGAGCCACCGCAGACGGUGGUUAGUAAGCUUGGCCGUUUAUUCCCUUAGACUAGGUUCGCUUUUAAGACGGCAGGUCCACCUCAGCCGCACGCCGGGUCCGUAGGCCGAGGCGGGGGGACUGGUUCCCGCCCCCUCCUUCUCUGCGACCCUUCCCUACGGGAAACGGUCUUUAUUUAACCGUCGGAACCGGCUCGACGACGGGUGCUCGGAAAGUCUUCCCGCCGAUCUCUGACCUCAGCUGUGAAUUUUUUUUUUUUUUUUUAUCGUUUUAAAUAAAAGUUUUGAAAUCCCUUGGCAGCCUGUCA